This is a messenger RNA of Salvelinus fontinalis (brook trout), 2532 nucleotides long. RefSeq names its product V-type proton ATPase subunit B, brain isoform-like. The transcript has 14 exons. The record is from RefSeq and is a predicted model, not a curated record. Gene Ontology annotation, cellular component: proton-transporting V-type ATPase, V1 domain. Bases 260 to 1768 code for a protein of 502 amino acids. Lineage: Eukaryota; Metazoa; Chordata; Actinopteri; Salmoniformes; Salmonidae. Gene Ontology annotation, biological process: proton transmembrane transport; ATP metabolic process. Gene Ontology annotation, molecular function: proton-transporting ATPase activity, rotational mechanism; ATP binding.
AACAUCUGGAUUUUAAACCUAACGACAAUGAUAACCCGUAUACAUAAUCCUAACCUUCAAAUAAGACCAAUAAGCCAUUUAUUUAAUUCAUUUUUGCUAUAGACAAUUUUGACUUUGCGUUUGUAGUAACUAGUGGAAACCCAAACAUCCGGAUUCCAAAGUCAUAUGACUAGCCGCCAGCGCAGUGUCAUUUAAUAGCCUCACAGCUAGCAGCACACUGUAACGUAGCAGGUAACCACUGAGUUUCGUUAAUUUAACCAUGGCAACAUUGGUGGGAAACAGGACAAUGGACAUCAACGGACCUGCUGCGGCAAGGACACACACACAGGCUGUGACCAGAAACUACAUCUCACAACCAAGGCUGACUUAUUCUACUGUGUCUGGAGUGAAUGGCCCCCUGGUGAUUCUGGAUAAUGUGAAGUUUCCCAGGUAUGCUGAGAUUGUGCAUCUGACUUUACCUGAUGGCACCAGGAGGAGUGGCCAGGUGCUGGAGGUGAUUGGCACCAAGGCUGUCGUACAGGUGUUUGAGGGGACAUCUGGUAUUGAUGCCAAGAAGACGGCCUGUGAGUUCACCGGUGACAUCUUGCGCACACCUGUGUCUGAGGACAUGCUGGGACGUGUUUUCAAUGGCUCAGGCAAGCCAAUUGACCGUGGCCCCACUGUGCUGGCUGAAGACUACCUGGAUAUCAUGGGCCAACCCAUCAACCCUCAGUGCCGUAUCUACCCUGAGGAGAUGAUCCAGACUGGUAUUUCUGCCAUCGAUGGGAUGAACAGCAUUGCUCGAGGUCAGAAGAUCCCCAUCUUUUCUGCCGCUGGCCUCCCCCACAACGAGAUUGCUGCCCAGAUUUGUCGUCAGGCUGGCCUGGUGAAGAAAUCCAAGGAUGUGAUGGACUACAGCGAUGAUAACUUUGCCAUUGUAUUUGCUGCCAUGGGGGUGAACAUGGAAACUGCUCGCUUCUUCAAGUCGGACUUUGAGGAGAAUGGAUCCAUGGACAAUGUUUGCCUGUUCUUGAACCUAGCCAACGACCCCACUAUUGAGCGCAUCAUAACCCCGCGCCUGGCUCUGACCUCAGCUGAGUACCUGGCCUACCAGUGUGAGAAGCAUGUCCUGGUCAUCCUGACUGACAUGAGCUCCUAUGCCGAAGCUCUGAGAGAGGUGUCAGCUGCCAGAGAGGAAGUCCCUGGCCGUCGUGGUUUUCCCGGUUACAUGUACACGGAUCUGGCUACCAUCUACGAGCGUGCCGGCAGAGUGGAGGGCAGGAACGGCUCCAUCACUCAGAUACCCAUCCUCACCAUGCCCAACGAUGAUAUCACCCAUCCCAUUCCUGAUCUCACUGGGUACAUCACUGAGGGACAGGUCUAUGUGGACCGACAGCUGCACAACAGACAGAUCUACCCACCCAUCAAUGUGCUGCCCUCUCUGUCUCGAUUGAUGAAGUCUGCCAUCGGUGAAGGAAUGACUCGUAAAGACCAUGCUGAUGUCUCCAACCAGCUGUAUGCCUGCUAUGCCAUUGGUAAGGACGUGCAGGCCAUGAAAGCCGUGGUCGGAGAGGAGGCCCUCACCUCCGAUGAUCUGCUCUACCUGGAGUUUCUGCAGAAGUUUGAGAAGAACUUCAUCGCUCAGGGCCCCUAUGACAACAGGACCGUCUAUGAGACCCUGGACAUUGGCUGGCAGCUGCUCCGAAUCUUCCCCAAAGAGAUGCUGAAGAGGAUUCCCCAGAGCACCUUGGCUGAGUUCUACCCGAGGGAGUCUGCCGCUCGUCACUGAGCACCUUCAGCUGCUCUGACCUCCCCCCCGAAUCCUCUCACCCCCUUAGACAAGUGUUGACCCCCCCCCCCCCGACCACUCAGAGAACAGAGCAAUGAUCUCAGCUCCCUCUAGAUGUAUUCUACUGUAUCUGUUUCCAGAAACUCGUAUGGUUAGUGUCUGUGAUUGUAUCUGUACAUUUUGUUCAGAGAUGUGAACUUGCCCUUAAAUCAAAGAAUGAUCCUGUUAUUUAUUGGGGUAUUUUACUGCUAGGUUUUGUUUAUUGAAUGUUGUCCCCACCUAAACUAAAUUCAGCCUUCCAAAAAUCUAAAAACAUCCUAUACAUUAGAGCUUGACAGGAAUUGUUAUGUUCUCUUUUACAUUUCAAUGGUUUGAAUUUGUCCAAUAUGUUUGUCACCCUGAAGAUAGCACUUCAUUCACUUAUUUCAGAUAGGGGUAAGUUACUUCUUAACCAUAUCUGAAAUUGUACCACUUCACCAAACACCUGGGAGGUCAAAGUGUCAUGACGUACUUUAAUGUAUUAGACCGAACAUCAUUGGUACUUAAAUGUUUACUUUUAUAGGCAUGAGGUAAGGGUUUCGAUAUUUGACACACUUUUGGGCCACUUGAAAUUCUCUAUUGUAGAUAUAGACCUUUCUGUGAACUGUGAUUACUUAUUUCUUUUUGGCCUCUGUUGCUUGGUGUAAUUACUAUUGAAAGAAAAUGAUGUUUACAUUGUUUGCUGUAUGUAUGUGCUGUUCAAAUAAAAAUAAUACUAAACAUUC